Messenger RNA from Camponotus floridanus (Florida carpenter ant), 5884 nucleotides. RefSeq lists its product as uncharacterized. The transcript is spliced from 7 exons. The coding region runs from base 1259 to 2419 and encodes 386 amino acids. The record is from RefSeq and is a predicted model, not a curated record. NCBI's taxonomy places the organism in Eukaryota, Metazoa, Arthropoda, Insecta, Hymenoptera, Formicidae.
UUGCCGCGGGCGCGGGCGCAUCGUCGGGCACGUAUAUGCGACAUAUAAACAGUCCGCCCGCCUUCGUGCUCGCUCGGUCUGGAUCGUCCGAGCGCUUCGGGCGGCCGCCCCCGCCUUCUUCGCGCUCGCUCUUCGUUCGUUCGUCGCGCGAACGAUAAAUAGAGCGGGGCCGCAGCUUAUGCUCUCCGCUGUGCGAUUAAUCGGCGGUGCCACGGGGGGUCUCCGGCCGCGAGUGCGUCGGAAUCGAACGAGCUUUUCGACGUUACGUCUCGCUUCAUCAGGAUGCGAGAAGUAUGAACACAUACAUGAACGGUUAGUAACGGCGAUGACGCGCGACCGAUGUCCUGCGUCGAGGAUACCGCGUUCGAUCCCCAGGACCGUCCGGCGCCUGACGUCAAGCAUGUCGCGUGAGUAACUUGAAUCAAGCCGAAAGACGCGUUGGCUCUCUCGAUAGUCGCGAAGUUGGCGGUGCGAAUCGGCACGACGCCACGCGAACGCACGCGUCAUUGUUAAAAUGGACCUGCCGGGUGCGAUAUUACAUCGCGACGCCGUUGACAGGUAGUCGUUAUCGGAGCAACAUCCUGUAUUGCGUCGCGACGCCACGCGCAUAUUUGUGUUGUUAUCGAAUAGCAACAUGCCGAGCAUAAUGUUACAUUUCGCGAACGUCGCGCGGAUACGCGUCUCGUUAUUGAAAUAACUUGAAGGAUUGUCCAUGGAUAUCGUGUCGUUAUUAAGGAAAGCUGGAGCAAGGGUCGCAUCGCGACAUCGCACGAAUAUUCGUUAUUAAAAUAAUAACUCUCAAUUACAUGGAUUACGUCACGACACUGUGCAAGUAUUCUGUGUUGUCGUCAACAAAGAAUCGUGAAUUGAGUAAAUCCCGAGCGACGCGUCUCGUCAACCGAAUAUCCGCAAAAUUGUGUGUCGAUUGAAAUUCGUGGUCACGUCCAGCCGAUUAGAAACAAUCGCAUGCGAAAUCGAAUCGUAACCUCAAACAUCUCCCAUCGGUCCUCGCGAGUGCAUCGAGUGCGUGAGAAAGUGCAGCUGCAGCAGGGUGCCGGAGAAGGAGAGGUUAGCCGAGGCCGACACCCACCGAGCCAAGUCGAUCAGCUGUUCCGCGGCGCCGACAUCAUCGUCGUUUCGGCAGGUAGUGAUACUACUCUACCGAUGCUACUCUACCGAGAGGACACUCCAGACAUUCUUUCUAUUUCGAGUACUUCUUUGAGUACUUCUUAGCGCGAACGUGAAGGAAAAAGGGACGAUGCUGUCGUACAUGCUGCCAACGGAAGACAAGCCACCACCCAGCAGCCAGCAGAACAAUUAUCGCGCGACCAGCAAGCUGCAGAAGAGCCCUAUCGUGAGCUCGUCGCCCAGGAAGUGCGUGGACGCGACUAGAACGAUGAUCGUCUCCACCAGGAUCGAGGAUACGUCCGGCGAUCCUAUCGUCCGGCACAAUUCUCCUCAUCCGCCUUCUCGACCGAUCGAGAGCCCCAAGCACAACGGCACCGCCGCCAUCAACACCGCGAGGAAGUCGACCCUGCACAACGCCAACAGAGUCACCAAGGACGACAGCCUCUACAGCAUCGACAGCGACGCCAGUACCGCCGGCAGCGAACGCAAGAACAAGAUCCUGAACGGUGCAAAACACGCCAGCUUGAAGAGGGUAUCCUUCGGCUCGAGCAAAGGAUCCAUGGUGGAAACUCUCGUCUAUGAGACACCAGUGCAAGAGGAACCUGAGAUCAAUCAUUUUUUGGACCACAACAGCCGCCUACUUCCUCCUAUGAUACCUGUGCCUGAUACUGACGAAGGUAGAGAAAAAGUACGCGUCUCGUUGUUAGGUCCACAACCAUCGCCGGCGACGCCCGGCGUUCUUUUACUGGAGCCGAUAACACACUUGACAGGACACCCGAUAAAUAUGGCCAACAAUUCCGCAGAACUUUUGACCACGCACACCGAGCACACCACGCCCGCCUACCAUGCGCAAAUCAGCACGGACAGCGGUUGGGACAAUCCAUUCAGGCCGGAUGGCGAUCUUUCCCGCGAAGCCGAUGAGAUUGUCGAGCUGAUAAAAGGCGGGAAGCCGAUCACGCCGACCCCAGGUCAAAACGCGCCGCCAUUGCCGGGAUGCGAUGCCACUGGCAAAUCGGCCGAGCAUGACUCGUCGAGUACCAGUCCACUCCUCAAAUCCGCGAACUGUCAUUCAUCACCUAGGCCCGGUCAAGAAAACGGCAGCGCUCAUGGUGGAACCCCCGCCAAAGGCGGAAGCAAUCAACAGCCUGUCAAUGAAAAGGUCGCUGCAUCGUCUAGAACCGCGACCGUGGAGGUUGCAAGGAUGACGGCGCAAGGUCCAGGCGACGCGUCACAGGUCGAGCACGUCACCCUGAAGAAGAAGCCUAAGUGCAAAUGCUGCGUGCUGCAGUAAUGACUGCGCGAUGCAGGCGGCAGAGACGUGCACGCGAGAGACGGAUCCUCCUCUACUGUUGGGAGUGUGAUUUCAGGAACUCUUCGGUUUCGAGGCUUCCGUAAAAGUCGCAGCUGGGCAGCUCGAAGCAUCGAAGAGCAUGAGACGAGAGACGCACCAAGGACGCGUCGAUGAAGAAACAACUGGAGAUAAUUGUCUCGAAAGAAAUGCCGUUCCGAGCACAAAAAAAACGCUAGCAUUCUGGACAUGCUUGGGACCUGAAGACAGAAGAUGACUUCUCGGAAAGACAAAAGAGAGUUUCAUCUUUAUAAUGGUAAAAAAAUGAUAUUGGGAAAACAUAGAAAGAUAUAUUUGAAAUGAAGAGAAUGUAUGUGAUUACGAGGAAGGGAUAGAUAAAAAAGUAUCAGGUUGUUGAAAACCUAAAGUUGAAAUGGAUAAUGAAAUCGAAUGAAAUGUCAAAGAAAUUUUGCGUCUUUUAAUCGCAAAGAACUUUCGACGAAGGAAAACGAGAAGCAAUACUUUAAGGGAAAAACGCAAAAGGUUUGAUUAACCAGCACACUGGGUUGAUCAAAACUUGAAGAAUGAAGAGAACAGACAAAUUUGAAGAGGUUCAGGAAGUUGAAGUUUCUUUUAAAAUGUCUUAAAAAAAUAACAAUAAAAAUAAAUUCUUAUAGAGGAAGAUUGAACUCUCAUUAAAUUAUCUCCGGGCACGGGAAAAAAUUACAUGGUCCACGUGAAAGAUUAAACGAGAGGAAAAUUAGUGCGCGAACGAACAUUGAACCGUUUCUCGAUAUAGUGACACGUUUUACAAUGGCGCGAAAGACCGAAAAGAUAGAAAAGAAACGGAAAGAAAAAAGAAAGAGGAAAAAAAAGAAAUCUAUAUAUAUAUAUUAUACAUACAAAACUAUAUUGUAGAUACAGAAUGGUAGCUGUAUAGCUUAUAUGCUUUUACUAUCGUGGUUAAUUAUCGUCAAGAUUAUCGUGAUUUCGAGAAUGCAUCGUGCGCGUAGAACGAUAGAGUAAGAGAAAGAAAGAAUGCGUGAGAGAAAGCGCGAGUGUACGACAGAGAAAAAGGAAAAGAUGAGGAUGAAUGAAAUGAUUAGCGAAAAGAGAGAAGUGCGCGAUAAGGCAAUGUAAAGUUCCGUAGGACGUCACUCGUCCAGUAGAUCUCGGUGCGAAAUACAUCAUCAUAUAUGAGGAAGCUAACUCAGCGGCUUCGAUCAUUCUUUAAUGCACUGCGAGGGAUAUUCGACGCAUUAAACAUCAUUGUGUACAGAGAGUGCCAGAUACACUGUAGUUUAUUAUAUCUGAAUUCGUUUAUCAGUUUAGAAUUUAAUCUUCAUUAUUUUAUGGAUUUUACGAUUUUAUUUGCAGUAUUUUACAGUUAUAAUUCAAGAACUAGUUUUUAUCAAGAGAGAAUUCGUGAUUUUUGACACACAGUUUAUGUAAUAGCUAAGCAUUUUAUUUCAUUAAAUUUAUCGGAGAAUUUCGUAGAUAAAAUUUUUUUAUAUCUUUCUAUCAUUUCUUAUCUCUUUAAUCGUUUUUAACGAUUUUUUGUUUGAAGAGUUAUUACUCUUGACAAUUUGGUCUUUCGCUUACUUUUACUGCAUUUCUGAAAAAUCCGUAUUGCAGGAUUUUGAUAUAUAAUCUUUACAUUCGUGAAGAUUAAUGCUGAUUCCCCGUAACUACUAUUUACGUACUACUAUUUAGUAAUAAGGCAGCUCGUUGAUAGUAUUUCUAAUUUUAUCUACGAAAUUCUAAAGAGAAGAUUAUUUUUGCGCGGAUACAAAUGACGCUUAACGUAUUGAAUGGUGUGGUUAUAAUAAAUUUAUUAUGCAUUUCUUUGCAUCCUCCACGCGUGUCUCUUUCAAAAUGUGUCGUUGAAUCAAUUGUUAGUUGCCCUCAAAUUAUCUCUCAGUCUGAUCUGUUAUGAAGAAUAUGAAAUUAAUCUCGAAUUUUUUUUACAAUGAUCAAAAUAUAUGGAUUUUUUAUUAUAAGAGAUUAUGCAAGUAUUCUAUUGUCAAUUUUAUUGCGAUAUCACAUUUUUUAAGGUCGAGAAAGAAAGAGAGAAAGUUAACUCUUCUCUUAUGAUCAAUCAUGAUGAAGAGAACUGCGCCUUUUGAGCAUGUCGAGGGUUCGAUCUUGAAGCUUCGUUAUGUUCGACCGAGUAUCUAGAUACAUUUCAUUAAUUAUCGUCAUGGGCGCCGCUAGAAUUUUUCAUCGGGGCUCACAUAUCAUUAUUAUCGCAGGAUCGUUAUUAGCUAUCUUCUGAAAUAUCAUAUAAAAUCCUUUGGUCAGGAUUAUUUUAUAGGUACGUGAAAAUGUGCGUUUUAUUGAAUUGAAAAGAAUUUGUGACGACUCUUCUUUUAGUCUUUUAUUUAUAUUUGAAUAUAUUAUUAAUAGCAGUAUUUUAUAAAAUGAAUUAAUAAGCGUUUGUUCACCAUUUUCGUCAUUUUCGGAAACUCAAAUGGGUAUAAAUGCGUUUUCUUGCACUUUUCUCACGACGCCCAUGAUUUUUGUGUAUCUGCGUUAAUGAGUUCCGCGUUUGAUCAGGGCGAAUCGAUUUAAAAUUUAUAUUUUGUGACGAUGGAUUUUAUAGUAUUAUAUAAUUUAAGUUUGCUAGUUAAAGAUACGAUAGAGCGAUUGACUUCAAAUUGAUUACAGAAUCUGUCAUUAAAAUCGAGACACUUUAGUAUUAUUCGACUCACCCUGAUUGACAGCGAAGCGGAAGUGCGUGAGGUGCCGGGGAGAGAAACCGGAUUGUUUGAACGGUAUCGAAGAUACUAUUUUCCUAAUUAACGAGCCGCUCGAGGGAGACAUUUCGGCGCCUCCUGCUUCUACAAUGGCGAUUUUUAAUGGAUGAAAACAAUUUAUUGUGCGAACUAGUCGAAGGUAUCGGGAGAUGUUAACUCUUCGUGGCGGCGAUUAAAAAAAACAUCUUUUUAUAUAUAUUGUAGUUGUUUUAAAUCCUACGCAAUAAUAUCAAGAAAAAGGAUAUUAUAUAUAUCGUUGCAUGCGGAGUAUACCACGCGAUACUGAAUCUGUUAGAAAUUUGAAUUUUGAAUUGUAAAAUAUGUGCUCCUUUUUAAAAACUAUUGCGAUAUUAAUAAUUUAUAUUAAACAAUAUAAAAUAAUUUAGUUUUAGUCUCAUAGAAAAUAGUAUGAAACAGUAUCUUUACUUUUCCCAUUCUUUAUCUGCUUCUUUCUUACAACGUGUUUUCUCAUAGCUUACGUUAAUCUUCAAAAGAAUUCUCCGGAUUUUGACGGAUCCGGAAAUGUUCGAUAUUUCGCGUGCCGCGAAGAGCGAUCGAGCGCAGUUUGCGCAGCGCAGUGCAAACGAGAGAGAUCUGUAACGCGCAUACCUACACACGAGAACCUCUUAACGUCUGUUCCCACGCAAAAUGUUGACUCUGCUGAGCUUACAGAUAUUAAACGAAUAUUAAAUGUCUUGUUAAAAAAAAAUAA